UGAUUAAUCCUCCCAAAACCAUAGCGUUUUUCCACCUAGAAAGAGAUGAGUUUUUUCCCUUGUUCCCUUGUUUGGGAUGGAAAAACAGUUUCAAACAACCCUACCCCAGAUUGUCAUAGAAAGAUCGCGUACGCAUCAGCUGGCAUUUUUUUUCCUUCAAACCCUCUUCUAUGCGCGAUCUUUCUUCGCCCGCGCGCCCUUACGGUACCGGUCACGGUGUGUAACUUUGGAAACAAUCAUCUACGUCGCAAUCAAAUGUGCCCCUCUUGGUAAGAAGUUUUCACCUCUGCGUCCCCGCCGGUUUCGAUUCAGGAAGAGGAAACCCAUACUGCGGUGGUGGCGUGGAAUGAUCGUUAGAGGUGGCGUAUUGUGACGCGGGGGUAAUCACGAGGGAGUGAGAGACUCACCUCUACUAGGUGAAGCUUAGUGACUUACCGCUUGACGACGCGAUUCUGUGGCCACCAGUAUGGCAACGGAUUCGAACGACCACGGUAGUGUGUGAGGGCUGACGUUCUUCAGGAGUGGUGCAACUGAAAUAAAUUGAAAACAAAUAUAAGCAUCUGGUGCACUGGUUAUUGGGUGUGUGUUGGGCUUUCUAUGUCGCGGGUAGUUGGUUAGUGAUGCGUGUAUAUCGAUCGUUCCGAAAGAAUCAUGGAGCACGUUUGGUUCUGCUGCACUCUGCUCGUAGUGCUCGUGAGUGGUCAAAUCAGUGAUCUUCGUUAUACAGAGACGAGCAAUGAUAAUCUGUCCGAGGCGAUCCAGUUUUUGCGUGAAUAUGAUCGCGAGGCGGCGGAAAUGUGCAACCGGGUGGCGAAUGCGGAAUGGCGCUUUUCCACCAACGCUACCGAGUACAACAAGCGCCGUAUGCGCGAGCAGCAAAAUUUGGCCUCAAAGCUCGAGUGCAUUAGCUGGCGGAGGGCCGUAUCCUUCGAUUCGUCGCGCAUAAUCGACACCAGCAUUCGGAGGCAGCUUGGUCGGAUCGUGCAGCAGGGCAGAUGCGGUCUGGGCGAUACCAAGUACGCUGAGCUGCAGCACGUGUUGAUGCUGCUGAAGGAUAACUACAACGGAGCGAAAGUGUGUCCGUUUCGGCGCGUUGGAUCGGAAGCAACCGAUCUGGGAACGUUUUCUUCGGCGGGUGGCGGUGUGGGCUAUCCGAGCUCGAACUAUGUGUCGGCGUACACGGGGUAUUGCGAUCUGAAGAUUAACUCCGAUUUGACGCGCAUUAUGGAGACGAGUCGUUCGGAGCCGGAGCUACGAUACUACUGGGUGGCGUGGCGUGAGAAGACGGGACCGCCCGUUAGGAACACCUUCAUGCGGUACCUUAACCUCGCGAACCAGGCAGCCGAGCAGCACGGAUUCCACGAUGCGGGAGAGCAGAUGCGCUCGGUGUACGAGGAUGGGGACUUUUUCUUCACCGUCAAUGAUCUCUGGGGACAGCUGCAGCCACUGUACAAGCAGCUGUUCACGUUCGUCCGCAAGGGGCUGAUCCGUCAGUACGGGGAGCACGUGAUCCGACGGGACGGUCCACUGCCCGCCCAUCUGCUCGGCAACAUGUGGGGUCAAAAUUGGCGCCACAUCAUGGACAUCAUCAAGCCGGGACCGCCCGAAACACCGGACGUGUCGGGCGAGAUGGUGCGCCAGGGCUACACGCCGAUGAAAAUAUUCCAAACGGCGGAAGAGUUCUUUACCUCCAUCGGGCUGUCACCGAUGGCGCCGGAGUUUUGGCGCAAUUCCGUGCUGCAGAAACCGAAUGACGGUAGCGGGCAGUGCAGUGCUUCGGCCUGGGAUUUCUGCAACAAGGUGGACUUUCGCAUCAAACAGUGCACGCAGGUGUCGUUGGACGAUUUCAUCGGAGCUCACCAUGAGAUGACGCACAUUCAGUACUACAUGCAGUACGCCGGCCAACCGUACCUGUACCGGGAGGGGCCGAAUCCUGCGUUUCACGAAGCGCUGGCCAAUGCGAUUACGCUGAGUGUCGGCGGGCCGGCGCAUUUGCAGAAGAUCGGGCUGCUUAACAGCCCGGUCACCGUGGCGAACGGGAACAGUAUGGUUAAUAUCGAGUAUCUGUUGAACCUGGCGCUGGAUAAGCUGCCAUUUAUGGCGUUCAGUUUGGCACUGGAAAAGUGGCGUUGGUACGUGUUCGAAAAGGGCCCGGUCGGUAUGAAUGCACGCUGGUGGGAGCUACGGUUGCGCUACCAGGGAGUAAUACCCCCAACGGGACGAGGAUUCGAACACUUUGAUGCUGGGGCAAAGUAUCACGUGAUAUCUGAUCAGGACUACAUCAAGUAUUUCGUGGCGACCGUGCUGCAGUUUCAGAUUUACUCCGAGCUUUGCCAAGCGGCACAACAUUUCGGGCCGCUUCACACGUGCGAUAUCUAUCGAUCACGUGAAGCAGGUCGAAUUUUAAGCGAUGUUAUGCAACAAGGUGCGUCCCUAUCAUCGGCUCAACUGAUAAAACUGCUAACACGUGGGAAAUCGUCGCGGCUGUCCGUCGAUCCAUUGUUGGAGUUCUUCCGUCCACUGGAAGCAUGGUUGGAAGCACAGAAUCGCGAUGAGCAGAUAAUUGGUUGGAGCUCUACGAUGGAAGAUGUGGCACUAUUUCAACCUUUGUUGGGGAGAAACGGACAAACCGCGAACGCCUCUAGCUUCACGUUGAUGCUUCUGCUCGGAUUGAUAACGCGGGGACUUGUUUUACACAUUAGCAACAUAACAUAAAGCAAGCUUAAAGCAAGUUCACAUAAUGUGAUCGGUUGUAGAAUAAAUUGUAAAUAAUACCUCUUCAGCGUGUUCUACUCGUGUUCUCUCUUUUUCGUGAAACGUUCCAAAAGGUCGUCAACAUUUUUAGACAAAUUCUAAUUCUUUUUUAUUGCAAAGGCCUUACAUAAGUACUAUAAUUACAACAAGAGCGUACAAGAUCAACAAACGAGUCUUUUUCAUUCCCUAUGAUUUAGCUAGCAAUUUCCUCACUUUUACCUAUAACAUAGCCACGUGCGCGCCCCACGUGCACUGACCAUCGUAUGCUUGUACGCUUUCCGAAACAAAUUCAACGCAGAAAAGAAAAAUGCUGUAAAUAUUGAUUAAUUUCACAUUAGUUGUUUGCUACUCUAGCUCCCACACUUCACUAGUUAGGCACGUUCUAUAGCGUUGGCAAAGAGUUUCACUUAAAUGGUUUCACAGAACAAACUACUUUCACUCUUGAAUGAUCACCGUUUUGUUUUUGUUUCUUUUUUUUUUACAAGGAGCAAA
Messenger RNA from Anopheles gambiae (African malaria mosquito), 3246 nucleotides. Its product is annotated as angiotensin-converting enzyme. The transcript is spliced from 5 exons. The record is from RefSeq and is a predicted model, not a curated record. Gene Ontology annotation, cellular component: plasma membrane. Bases 652 to 2715 code for a protein of 687 amino acids. Gene Ontology annotation, molecular function: metallopeptidase activity; peptidyl-dipeptidase activity. Lineage: Eukaryota; Metazoa; Arthropoda; Insecta; Diptera; Culicidae. Gene Ontology annotation, biological process: proteolysis.